Messenger RNA from Penicillium lagena, 2244 nucleotides. RefSeq names its product ketopantoate reductase family protein. The record is from RefSeq and is a predicted model, not a curated record. The transcript has 5 exons. Gene Ontology annotation, molecular function: oxidoreductase activity. Gene Ontology annotation, cellular component: cytoplasm. The coding region runs from base 1 to 2244 and encodes 747 amino acids. NCBI's taxonomy places the organism in Eukaryota, Fungi, Ascomycota, Eurotiomycetes, Eurotiales, Aspergillaceae.
AUGGCUCCUCCUCCGCGCCUGCGCAUCCUGUCCGUCGGCGGUAAUGCGAUCUCGGCCUUCUUGUCAUGGCGACUUCAGGCAACAACCUCCUGCGACGUCACCCUCGUGUGGAAAUCCGGGUUCGAAGCAGUCUCCCAAUACGGCGUCUCGUUCAAAUCGAAAGCAUUCGGCAACGAGCGGUUCAAGCCCCGUCAUGUUGUUCGCACCCCUGAAGAAGCCGCCUCCCGUGAAAACGCCUUCGACUAUGUCAUCCUUUGUGUGAAGGCUCUCCCUGAUGUCUACGACCUUGCCUCCAUCAUCGAAUCCGUUGUUACUCCUCAGCACACAUGUAUCCUCAUCAACACCACCAAUACCCUCGGCAUCGAAGCUCAUCUGGAACAACGAUAUCCCACCAAUGUCGUUCUUUCUCUGGUUUCGCAGGUAGAAAUCUCUCAGACCGGACCCAGCGACUUUGAACACCUGAAUUCUAGCGAGAUUCACGUGGGCGCUACCAACAAGCAGUCUGCGAUCCCGACCUCGAUCCAGAACGACAUGGCUGCUGCAUUGGCCAUGACUCUGAAUUCGGGCCAGGUCGAUUGCAAGGUGUCAGAUAAUAUUCGGCAGGAACAGUUUGAACGGAUGAUUGGUCCGAUCGCGUUCCAUCCAGCCAGCGUGCUUUUCGAAACCUCCAACCCUAACCAACUCCUUGAAAAGGCCGGAGUCCGUCAAUUGGUGACGGGCGUCAUUGACGAGCUCCUGGAACUUGCCAAAGUAACAGGAUGCUCUUUCCCGAACGAUUUCCAACAGAAGACGAUCGAGAAGAUGACCGCGUCAGAUGCGCCCAGCAUGAUGUACCAGGACUUCCAGGCCCGCCGGCCAAUGGAAAUCGAGACGUUCCUGGGCUCUCCGAUCAAAUUGGCGACCAAUUCCAACGUCCGAGUUCCUCGCAUUGAAACAUUAUACGCGAUGCUCCACCAUGCGAAUACCGUGAACCAAACCAAGCCUCGACACGGCGAUUCACCACCAGCAUCGGUCAUGGGCCAGCCACCUCCCCGAAUGUCUUCCGCUCCUCCACCCCAGAGACCCCCUAUGAACGGUGCCGCCAUGCGUGGGAGCCGAACCAGCUCGAGUAUGGGAAUCCCACAGGUGCGACGAGGGCCGCCCUCGGGUGCGAUGCCACGGCCCCCUUAUGCCGGUCGAGGCCCUCCGCGUGACCCAUCUCUAGAAGGUCUAGAGGAAUUCAGCCAUCUGGUGGUGUACGAUGACGCCGAUGGAGCAAAUGGUAGCAACGGAUUCCCCACCAGUGGGCCUGGGUCUUCAGUGGCGGACUUGGCAAUGCGGGAGCGCGAGCUAGCCCUUCGCCAGCGAGAGUUGCAGCUUCGGGAGCAGGAGAUGGGCAUGCGACGGGGUCCUGGACCUGGACCUGGACGCCGUGGACCACCUCCUAGGCCAGCCCCAUUCGAGGAAGAGGGCGAGGACUACUUUGACCCGAUGGACAACAUGGUCCCCCACAUGGACCCCGACAGCGUUGAUAUGAUGAGCAUCACCUCGCGUCGAGCGAGAAAGGCCCCCAGCGCCAGCCAAAUCCGCAACAACCCCGAAAUGUCUGGACCCACUGGUGGCGGCGGCAGCCGCCCACCUUCUUCAGCUUUCGGUCGAUACUUUGGCCGGAAACGUGCCAGCGAUCGGGUUAUGCAAGAAAUCCCUGGUCUUCACGAUUCUCUUAUGGACAACCCCAUGAUGAGCUACUCAUCCAAUCGAUACGGGGCCGUUGACCGCAAUCAGAUGCAGGCCGACUCGCGAGCGAAUUCUCUCACUGCCAGCCGCAUGGGCGAUUUUCCACCACACUCUUACCCUCAGAGCCGACGUAACAGCCAAUCCCCCGCAACGCCGUAUGGACCAGGAGGCCCCCGAAUGGGUCGUCCAAUGACGGCUCAUGAUCCGCAGAACCUGGGCCUUCCCAACGGGCCUCCUCAUAAUGGCCAGCCAUCACCGCCGGGUCAGAUGCGCACACCGGCUCCUCGAUACCCUCCCGGGCAUGGCAAUGCGAUGAUGCCACAGCAAGUUGAACAACACUAUGGGGUGAGCCACCCGUAUCCCGCCAAGGGUCCUCCCCCCAAAAACAAGAGUCUGACUGGAAGUGCGAGCGCCAGCGCGGAGAGUGGUGACAGCGGGGCUAGUGCGAAUCUUGAUUCCGGAGCAUCAGCUCACAGCAGCCAGGCCAGCUUGGGCGUCCAGCCGGCCAUUCCGGCAGCUGCUCGUUAA